AUGGCCUUCACUCCCCGAGGUGGCCGUGGCGGCGGCGGCGGUCGUGGUGCGCCCAGAGGCGGUGCCCGUGGUGGUCGUGGCGGCUUCGGUGACCGUGGCGGCAGAGGCGGUGGCAGGGGCGGCGGCCGUGGUGGCUUCGGUGACCGUGGCGGUCGUGGUGGUUCUCGUGGUGCUCCUCGUGGCGGUCGUGGUGCUCCCCGCGGUGGUGCUCGCGGCGGCCGCGGCGGUGCGGCUGGCGGUGCCAGGGUCAUCAUUGAGCCCCACAGGCACUCGGGUGUCUUCGUUGCCCGUGGCAAGGAGGAUCUUCUUACCACCAAGAAUUUGACUCCCGGCGAGAGCGUCUACGGCGAGAAGCGCAUCCAAGUGCCCAACUCUGGCGCUGAGUCCGCCAACACGGAGAACGGCGAGCCUGCCCCCGCCACUUCCACCGAGUACCGUGUUUGGAACCCCUUCCGUUCGAAGUUGGCUGCCGGUAUCCUUGGUGGCAUGGAGAACAUCUACAUGAAGCCCGGUAGCAAGGUUCUAUACCUCGGUGCCGCCUCCGGUACCUCGGUUUCUCACGUCGCCGAUAUUGUUGGUCCUACCGGCACUGUCUACGCCGUCGAGUUCUCCCACCGUUCCGGUCGUGACCUGGUGAACAUGGCCACCCACCGCACCAACGUCAUUCCCAUUGUCGAGGACGCCCGUCACCCGCUCAAGUACCGCAUGCUUGUCUCCAUGGUUGACUGCAUCUUCGCCGAUGUUGCCCAGCCUGACCAAGCUCGUAUCGUUGGUUUGAACGCCCAUCUGUUCCUCAAGAACGGUGGUGGUGUUGUUGUGUCCAUCAAGGCCAACUGUAUCGACUCUACGGCCGCGCCCGAGGCCGUCUUCGCCCGCGAGGUCCAGAAGAUGCGCGAGGAGAGGCUGAAGCCCAAGGAGCAGCUCACUCUUGAGCCUUUCGAGAGAGACCACGCCAUGGUCUGCGCUGUCUACGCGCGCAGCGAGUAA
Molecule: messenger RNA, 987 nt
Organism: Diplodia corticola
Lineage: Eukaryota; Fungi; Ascomycota; Dothideomycetes; Botryosphaeriales; Botryosphaeriaceae
Product: rrna methyltransferase nop1
Exons: 5
Coding region: 1-987 (328 amino acids)
Biological process (GO): box C/D sno(s)RNA 3'-end processing; rRNA methylation
Cellular component (GO): box C/D methylation guide snoRNP complex; nucleolus; small-subunit processome
Molecular function (GO): rRNA methyltransferase activity; histone H2AQ104 methyltransferase activity; RNA binding
Source: RefSeq, a predicted model, not a curated record